UAGACCUACCUAAAGACGAUGAUAUUGGUCGUAAUGCAGGGUUUAUCAAAAGGAUGGAAUGGGGUGAUGGCAAACUGUUCAGGAAGGUGAAGCCUAAUUGUAUCGAUCCUCAUGUUGUUAUGAGAGAAUGUGAAUCUUGGGGUGUUAAUGUCCAAACAGUAUGUACAGUACCUGUCUUAUUUAAUUAUCAUUUGGAUCCAACAUCUGGUAUAGAAUGGAGUAGAUUCCUUAAUGAUUCCCUUGCUGGACAAGUAGGAAUGUAUCCUAGAAGGAUGGUUGCUUUAGGUACCUUACCAUUACAGCAUCCAGAAGAGGCUGCUAAAGAGAUGAAAAGAGCUGUUAUGGAGAAGGGUAUGAGAGGCUUCCAGAUAGGAAGUCAUAUUAACUCAUGGACUCCAAAGGGAGGGAUAGAGAAUAUAAUGCUUAAUGAUAAGAGGCUCAUGCCAAUAUGGCAUACUGCCAAGUGA
Messenger RNA from Perkinsus marinus ATCC 50983, 467 nucleotides. Its product is annotated as 2-amino-3-carboxymuconate-6-semialdehyde decarboxylase, putative. Gene Ontology annotation, biological process: secondary metabolic process. The annotation marks the transcript as partial. The record is from RefSeq and is a predicted model, not a curated record. The transcript has 5 exons. Gene Ontology annotation, molecular function: hydrolase activity; carboxy-lyase activity. Lineage: Eukaryota; Perkinsozoa; Perkinsida; Perkinsidae. Gene Ontology annotation, cellular component: cytoplasm; cytosol.